GGGUGUAUAAAGAAGCUUCACCCACUGAAACAUGACGUUUUGUACUUGGGAGCUCUCGGCUCGCUAACCCCAGCUACUUCUCCCUCAUCCACUCACAAAAUGUGCCAGGCCCUCUCCGCCCCAUCGCCUCCGUGUACGGCUCUUCUCUCCUUCCUUUUCUUCCUCCUCACGGUGGUGGGCCCGGUCUCGGUCUCGGCAUGGCGGCCGUGGCCCCAGAAAAACAAUAUGAACACCACCGAUUACGCCUUCGGGGACUCCAAGAAAUACGAGGGGUCCUCGGAGUUCGUGAAGCUGAGGUACCACAUGGGACCGGUCCUCACGACCAACAUCACUGUCCACACCAUCUGGUACGGCAAGUGGGAGCGGAACCAGAAGAAGAUCAUCCGCGAGUUCAUAAACUCAAUAUCCGCGGCGAACUCGGCGCACCCCUCCGUGGCCGGGUGGUGGCGCACCGUACAGCUCUACACGGACCAAACCGGGGCCAACAUUUCAAAAUCGGUUCGACUCGGCGAGGAGAAGAACGACCGGUUCUAUUCCCACGGGAAAUCCCUGACCCGCUUAUCCAUACAGACUGUGAUAAAGAGCGCCAUCACAGCCAAAACGAGGCCGUUGCCGAUCAACCCUAGGAGUGGGUUGUACCUCUUGCUCACGGCCGAUGACGUGUACGUUCAGGAUUUCUGCACGUCGGUGUGUGGGUUCCACUACUUCACGUUUCCCUCGUUGGUUGGGUAUACUCUUCCGUACGCUUGGGUGGGUAACUCCGCUAAGUUCUGCCCCGGUCAGUGUGCUUAUCCCUUUGCGGUGCCCGCGUAUAUCCCUAACCGGAAACCGUUUAAGUCCCCGAACGGCGACGUUGGGGUCGACGGCAUGAUUAGUGUGAUUGGACACGAGAUGGCUGAGCUGGCCACAAACCCUUUGGCCAAUGCUUGGUAUGCGGGUCAGGACCCUUCUUUCCCCGUCGAGAUUGCCGAUCUGUGUGAGGGGAUUUACGGCACUGGCGGCGGUGGAUCCUACACCGGUCAGGUUUUGGACGCUCGAGAUGGCGCCACGUAUAACAUGAAUGGGAUCAGACGGAGGUUCCUUGUUCAGUGGGUGUGGAGCCACGUUCUCAAUUACUGUACUGGACCUAAUGCGCUUGAUCAUUGAUCAUCUCGUCAGGACCAGAUAUUUCUUCUUCUCUUCUUUUAACCUUUGCUUUGGGCUUUGUUCUUGUGGGUUUUGUGGGAGUCUGGUAAUUUUGUUAAGGUAGUUAAGUUUGUUCAUUGAUGCAAAUAAUGUAAUUUUAUUGUUAUUGUUAUAUCAUAGUUAUUAUAAGCCUUUUUUGGUGUCACGGUCACCGUAUAUGGGAA
This is a messenger RNA of Glycine soja, 1349 nucleotides long. RefSeq names its product protein EXORDIUM-like 3. NCBI's taxonomy places the organism in Eukaryota, Viridiplantae, Streptophyta, Magnoliopsida, Fabales, Fabaceae. The transcript has a single exon. The record is from RefSeq and is a predicted model, not a curated record. Bases 100 to 1146 code for a protein of 348 amino acids.